Messenger RNA from Cheilinus undulatus (humphead wrasse), 709 nucleotides. Its product is annotated as protein NATD1-like. Lineage: Eukaryota; Metazoa; Chordata; Actinopteri; Labriformes; Labridae. Bases 52 to 435 code for a protein of 127 amino acids. The record is from RefSeq and is a predicted model, not a curated record. The transcript is spliced from 3 exons.
CCCUAGCGGGCAAUCUGUCUUGUUAAGCGUUGCGUGUCUUUUCGUUUAAAUAUGACCUCUAAAAUAUUUUCAAGACUUACUCCUUUAGCUCUUAGAUUGAAGCCAAGUCAGGCCGUCUUCAGUACGUUAACCUCCGGUCAGAGUUUAGCGGUGGAACAUGACCGACACAACCAGCGCUUCACCGUGGCUCCAGGCAGCGGAACUGAUGACCACGCAGUGCUGCACUACAGGUUCACUGGAAAACAGGAAGUGGAUCUGAUGUCAACAUAUGUACCUGAGACAUUCAGGGGUCGUGGUGUUGCUGCUCUACUGUCACAGGCUGCUCUGGAGUUUGUGGUAGAAGAAAACCUGAAGGCCCACGUCUCCUGUUGGUACAUAAAGAAGUACAUCGAGGAGAACCCAGAGCAUCGUUACAAAGAAUGUAUCAUCACUUAAACGCAGGCUGACUGGUUUAAACACGUCUUCUACCUCAAACGACACUGCCUCAUGGAUCCUUGGGCACAGAAACUGGACUGCCCAAACUGAAGUCUCUGCAGCAUCAUGGUGUUGAAUAAUAAGUGCAAAUUGUAUGAAAUUGUAAAUAAUGUAAAUGUAAACUCACUUGCAGUCAACCUUCAACAAGAGAAUAUUUUUUACGUAAUUUUUAAACUAUUGUUUAACCCUUAAUUUUUCUCAUAAUAAAUGCAUUGAGAGUUAAUUUAAAGCACCA